UAUCUGUUUCACAUCUACAACGCAGUGGCUGAAACACUGUUGCGGGGCGUAUGGAGAAGCGUCCGUACAGCGCAGUGAGCAGUUAGCAAAUUCCGCUUUCCCGGUCUUGAACGGAUAAAAGCCAAGUUUAUAUUUGGGCUAUUCUUUUAGCUCGCGUUUUCUGCGCUCCAUUCUUUCAACUGCAGGCCUUUCAUUGAAAAGUGGGUGUCUGCUCACUGGUGUUCAGGCAGCGGCGAGUGCGUAAGUGUGUCCUCGAUGGCAGGGUGGAAGGACGGCUCGGUGCAGGAGAAGUAUCGGCUGGUCGUGGUUGGAGGUGGCGGUGUUGGAAAGUCAGCCUUAACUAUCCAAUUUAUCCAGUCGUACUUUGUGACAGACUAUGACCCCACGAUUGAGGACUCGUAUACGAAGCAGUGUGUGAUUGACGAGAGGGCGGCCAGGCUUGACAUUCUGGACACGGCCGGACAGGAAGAGUUUGGAGCCAUGAGAGAACAAUACAUGAGGACAGGGGAGGGCUUCCUGCUGGUGUUCUCCGUCACUGACAGAGGAAGCUUUGAAGAAAUCUACAAAUUCCAAAGACAAAUCCUCCGAGUUAAAGACCGCGAUGAGUUUCCCAUGAUCCUCGUGGGCAACAAAGCAGACUUAGAACUGCAGCGGCAGGUGACCCAGGAGGAGGGUCAGCAGCUGGCUAGGCAGUUGAAGGUGACGUACAUGGAGGCCUCAGCCAAGAUCCGUAUGAAUGUAGACCAGGCCUUCCAUGAGCUGGUUAGGGUUAUCAGGAAAUUUCAAGAGCAGGAAUGCCCACCGUCGCCGGAACCCACAAGGAAAGAGAAGGACAAGAGUGGCUGCCACUGUGUGAUCGUCUGAGUGGGCCUUAUCACUGUCACUCACCCAGCUACUGUUAAUUGUCCCACCCCCAUGCCUGACAUCACAUCCUGUAAGGAUGACUAAACGCUGCCUUCUCCACGUGCAUGAGUUCAGCCCCUCCUGACAUGGCUACCAGGAAGUGCUGCCCCCCCAGGACUUCAUAUCUAGAAGAUACUGACAAAGCCAAAUCUUAACAAACACCACUCUACCUUCAUCAAUAAUCAAUUUCACACAGAGAAAGUUCCAACACUAAACAUUGCCUUUUAAAUCAGCUUAACAAGUUCAUUUUUUUUGUAUUACGAAGGACUUCUCUUGCCUUGUAGUGACAUUUGUACCUUUGCCGAGAUUGAAUGAGAAAUCUAUGAUAUCCAGAAUGUUGGGGAAAGAUUUCUUUUAGUUUCCAGUGUCCAUCAGACUAGAGAGAGAGAGACAAAGUGAUGAAGCAUUUUGUAUGUCGUGCCAUAUCUGUUUUUACUUCCAUGUGCUAAUCCGCUACUGUACAUAUGUGAAAUUUGUUGUGAUUUUGAAAGUGCAUUUUUAAUGACUUAUUAAAUCGCCACAGUACAGUGA
This is a messenger RNA of Hypomesus transpacificus, 1434 nucleotides long. It is a transcript of the gene rras2, whose product is annotated as RAS related 2. The transcript has 6 exons. Gene Ontology annotation, biological process: signal transduction. Gene Ontology annotation, cellular component: plasma membrane. The coding region runs from base 256 to 864 and encodes 202 amino acids. Lineage: Eukaryota; Metazoa; Chordata; Actinopteri; Osmeriformes; Osmeridae. The record is from RefSeq and is a predicted model, not a curated record. Gene Ontology annotation, molecular function: GDP binding; GTPase activity; GTP binding.